This is a messenger RNA of Microthlaspi erraticum, 753 nucleotides long. The record is from the annotation of a GenBank genome assembly. Lineage: Eukaryota; Viridiplantae; Streptophyta; Magnoliopsida; Brassicales; Brassicaceae.
AUGGAGCAACCGGCGAGAAAGAGGCCAGGACACAGACCUCUAGAGACUUGCGGCGGCGCGAUGCUCGCGACGGUCCGCGUCGUAUACACGAGAACCCAGACUCCGAAGAAUCCGGCCUCUUACUUUCUCCAGAAACUCUACAAAUCUCUCAUCUUCCUCGUUUCCCUCACAAGUCCCAUCCACCGCCACUUGCUAGCGAUUCUCUCUAUCGCAGACGAUCACAUCCUCGCGUUCCAAGACACGAUCGAAACCUACUUCCCUUCCUCCACCUCCGCCUUCCUCAAAAUCUCCGAUCUGCUCACCAUCGCGGAGAGAUUCCCCAACAAACUCGACGGAUUCCUCAAGAAACUUCCCGGAUUGAUGAGCAGAGCCGCGUGGAUCGACUGGAUGCUGAUUCACGCCAUCUACUGGCUUGGCUCUCUAGUUAACCUGUUAGGUCGUUGGAGAGAUAAGAACAAGGGGACGAGUGAGAAAGAGAUCACGGUGGAUAAAAGCUUUAGCAGAUCAGGAUCGUCUAUCUCUGAGGAAGAAGAAGAGAAGAAUAGAUUGGAGAAGAAAGCAACGUAUAAAGAGGCUUUACAAAGAGGAAGCAGCGGAGAAGACGGCGGAGGAAGCACCGGCCGCAGCAGUCGUGGCGAUCCGAUAUUGGAGCUGUUUGAGAAUGGUUGGAUCCAGAAUCCUAUCAAAAGAAGUAGUAAAAGCGCCGAUUCUCUCACCUUCUCGCGUUCUGAUUCAUACGAGACUUCGACCUGA